AUGAGUCCACCCCCUACCUCCAUGCCCCUAGCCAUUCCGCUUCCCUUCAGGUUGGGCGAGAGCGAACGCAAGGAUACUUUACAUAAAUCUAAACAUAAAAAACCCAGAAAAUUAACAGAGUAUCAGAAAGCACAAUUGUGGAGGUAUAAGCCAGUCCAAGGCACAGAUAAACAUUUGAAGGAAAUUUUCAUCGGGAAAUGUUGGGAAUAUCAGAGGAAAUUUAAGUUUCGGGAGUCGGUAGAUUGUGCCAGAUUAUGGGAAGCUUUUUUGUCUGGGUUUGCAUAUAAGGAGCCGUGUGACGUGGCAUUGGAGGAUUAUAAGGAUUUCUUUGGUAUGAUCCAUGAAGAACCUCUUGUUAACAAG
Paramuricea clavata is the source of this 363-nucleotide messenger RNA. The record is from the annotation of a GenBank genome assembly. NCBI's taxonomy places the organism in Eukaryota, Metazoa, Cnidaria, Anthozoa, Malacalcyonacea, Plexauridae.